Messenger RNA from Paramisgurnus dabryanus, 4113 nucleotides. RefSeq lists its product as uncharacterized. NCBI's taxonomy places the organism in Eukaryota, Metazoa, Chordata, Actinopteri, Cypriniformes, Cobitidae. The record is from RefSeq and is a predicted model, not a curated record.
AACAACCGCACCUUUAAGAAUGUUCUUCCUUAAUUUACCCAAAUAGGCGUUACCUGAUUCAAAGACUAACACGAAGCUGCUGUUCGGUGAGCGAGGACAAACAAUCCCUCCUCAAACAGAUUGUCUACAGGAGAACAUUUUCCUAAAGACAAUGUUGAAAGGAAUAACAGAAAACAUUAAGGAGGGAUUUCUGUCAAUAGCUGAACAUUAUGCCGUGGACCUCAGUGCAGUAGCAAGUUUUGUAAAGUGUAAUUGCAGCUCAACAAUCCCCCUUGCGAAACCAAACAAUUGUAGUCUGAGAAUCUGUGGGCAGGAUGGCACAGUCUAUGCUGGGGAUGAAGAGCAGCUUGAAGCCUGGAAAGAUUUCUAUCUGCCAGAAAGAAAGGAGAUGGAGGUAAUUGGUGCCAUUGAUUACUUCCCAUGUGAUGCCUUUGGCCUGCAGUUGGUGCUCUUGUUGUGUGAGGAUGGAAAGGUUUAUGCUUACGAGGAUGAAGUUUUGCACCUUGUAGCCAAGAAUCUGAAAGAGCUGCUUCAGGAUGGAAUGGUUUUUCCUGCACAUGAGACCUUCAAGCUUGGGGAAUAUUUAGAACUGACUGAUGAAGAAUACAGUGAAAUAAUGGAAAGUGAAGACAUCAAAGCAAUAAAGGCAGAACACCAAAAGUUUAGAGAAUCUUUGGAGCUUGAAUUGCUGGAAAGCCUCAAUGAGAUCAAACAGAGUCGACAUGACCCCCCUGAUGUGCAAAAGAAAAGGGGACCGGAGGAUUUAACAGGCACCAAACAAAGUAAAGAAAAGUAUACAUCAUGCAAACACAGUGUGGUUAAUGGAAAGAACACCUGUACCAUGCAAUGCUGUUAUUGAAGGGGAAUCAAUCUGUAGUGGUGUUGUAUCAGUUAAAAUUUGAAACUGUACACUUGCUGAUACCUUAUUUCUUAAACUUUUAAAUAAUUCUGUAAGAUUUUUUGUUUAUAUAAGUAUACAUAUUCUUUUUCUAUUAUAUUCUUGAGGUUGCAAAUAGCACUUUAUUGAUAUGCUUAAGAAAAAUUACAGUUAGUUUACUGAGCUACAAAAGAUUAUUCCAUUAACUGAAUAAAUAUUGUAAUCAGUUGCUAAAAGGUAUAGAUUUAUCUCACUAAUGUCAUCAGCUGCUAAAAUUACAUUUCUUAUGGCUGUAAAAAACUAUCACAGUCAUUUUAUGAUUGAACUGUACAGAUUACUCAAAUGAAAAACUACCUCCUAAACAUUGAAUAAUUUGGAAAAUGAUGAAAAUGUAGUAAUAACAAGAGGAUCACAAGACUUAAAAUUUUGUCAUUAAUUUCCCUUGUCUCUUUCAACACAUGAAUCACCCGAGGCUCUCGAAUUUAAUAAAAAACAUCUUAAUUUGUGUACCGAAGACAGUGGUGGCACGUGACUGCUCUUCCGAGGAGCACAAAAAAGUGUUAUGUGUGUUGCUCGUGUUUACAAAAUUUUGAGGGCACACCGAUGCAAAGUUCGUCACAACAUGUAUGUGGGCCGUUAUGUGUGUGGUUUGUAAUUUCAAAAUAUCGGCACGUCGAGUGAACCUAUGUGCAUCAGGUGUCUUGUUAAAAUAAGUGCCUGCUGCACACGCGUCAAAACCAUUUAUGAUAAAAGAGACGCUCACGUUCAGAAAAUACAAGACACUCCAUUAACAGUAAACUCUGAUUACGCAUGAGAUUAUGGGAGUAUCUGGCAAACGCGAACGUCUCUUUUAUCAUAAACCCUUUAGACGCGUCUGCAGCAGGCACUUAUUUUAACAAGACACCUGAUGCACAUAGGUUCACUCGACGUGCCGAUAUUUUGAAAUAUCAAACCACACACAUAACGGCCUACAUACAUGUUGUGACGAACUUUGCAUCGGUGCGCCCUCGAAAAUAGAAGUCACCGGCCGCCACUGACCGAAGAUGAGGAAAGGUCUUUCGGUUGGUUAACAACAUGAGGGUGAGGUAUUAAUGACAAAACUUUCAUUCUUGAUAUAAAGCUUAAAGGAUUUUUAUGUACUAGAAGUUUUUUCACAUAACAUGUUUACAUAUGAGGAAGUCUGAUGCAAAAGCCAACUUCGUCAAAAAUGAAGUAAUGAUAUUAACCGUAUGCUCUCUGCAUGUAGCCUAUUAUACGUAUAUCAAAUCUUUUUGUUUCAAAUAGGCUACGCUUAAUCCCAGCCUUGGGGGCUGAUCACACCCAACACGCUUUAAACUCUUUUAUAAAAAAGAGCAGUGCGACGCGUCUUUUUAUAUUGCUAGGCAACCACCGAGUCAGCUGUCUUGUCAAUCAAAUAUUAAAACGUGAGCGCUCUUUUGCUGUUAACUGUCAUAUUAGCAGACACUUCAUAUUAGCAGACACUUCAUAUUAGCAGGUUACUCGUGUUACUCUAUUUUGUGAUAAAUGAACACUUCUUAUUUACUUCUUACGUUCUGUGUUAUUAUUAACUGUGCCGCUCACCACGUUCCUGCGAUGUUAGAUCAGAAAUAUCUUGUCUGCAAGUGUUCAUUUAUCACAAAACAGAGUAACACGAGUAACCAACUCAUUUAAAUUUCAGUAAUUGUAACUGCGUUAUUUGAUUUAAAAAAAAUAAUUUGUUACAUGCUCAUUACCGCUAAAAGUAGUGGAAUUACAGUAACGGAAUUACUUUGUAAUGCGUUACUCCCAUCACUGUUUUUAACACGAAAUAACGCCUUAAAUGGCAUGACACACAAAAUGUGUAAAAAAUGAACACAUCAUUUUUUGCAGUGUAGAAUAUCAUUCAAAAAAGGCGCCUGCAACUGCCAUAAACGCGUUUGGUGUGAUCAGCCCCUUAGGAUGUUCAGAAAUACUGGUUUUGGUGUAAAAAAGUUUUUUUCGUUGAAAAAAGUAUUUACAUGAAAAACACAUCAGAAGCACCUAUAGGGUUUUCCAGCACUGUCGUUGAUUGUUGAGAUUGAACAGUAUUAAAAAUCAAGUGAAUGUAAAUGUUUGGGUAAUUUUGUAAAUGCAGUUAUUAUUGUGUACUUGCAAACAUGUUAUGUGAAAUACUUUGUUCAGUGCAGUACUACAUUCAAAACAAACACAAACCUUCAUCAUCCUUAAUUCCUCUAUUUUUUCUGCAUUUUCAUCAUUUUCCAGAUUCUGCAAGGCGUAUGUAAAUUUUGACCACAAAUGUAUGCAUGUACAGGAAACCCAUUUUAAAAUGUUUUAUUUGUACCAAAUUCAAUUAAAUGUGCACACAAAAAUUGCCCAAUUUACCCUUAUAUCAUUUCAACCCAAGUAUGACUUUCUUACAAACAGCACAAUAUGGAUUGGAUGAAACUCUGACGAAUGUCUUUGCUGAUACAAUAUAAGUCAGUGUUGUCCAAAACAUUGUUACAUUUAUGCUUGAAUGAUUUGGACACUAUUGACUUUAAUAGUGACUUUAUUGACAUUAAUUGGCUUUAUGGACAAAGUCAGCAUUUUGUCAUUUAGUCAUUCUUCAAAAUUUUCUGCAGAAAGAAAGAAAGAAAGUCAUAUGGGCUUGAAAGUACAUGAGAGUAAGUACAGUAAAGGAUGACAGAAUUUUAUUUUUCUUCUUCAUUUUACUGACACACUUUGUCAAAGCAUUGUCUUAUGUUAAAUAUGGCUUCACUAGUCAAACUCUACCAACCAUGUUUUUGGCAGAUUGAUAAAAAUUUUUAUUUGCAUAGUUGAACUACAAAUAUAGUUAAACUAGGGUUGCUUGUGGCUUCUGUGAUUAAUUGUUUUCUUGUCAAUUCUCUGGUGUCUGUGUCUGUCAAAAAAAAAAUAUAUAUAUAUAGAUGUGUGUGUGUGUGUGUGUGUGUGAAAUCAGAGCUCAGAGAGACUGUGGUAGAAGACCAUGUUAUAAAACUGGUUUUCUGUAAUUAUGGGAAUACAUAACAAUGAAAUAUGACAUAAGAGUAUUGUUCAACCAUUAAGAGCACAAUUAAUGACAUUAACAACAUCUGUGUUUUACUAUGUGUGUUUUGGAUGUUCUACUUAUUUUUUAUAGAUUUUUUUUACACCAACAAGGACAUACUCUGUAAUAACUGUUUCAGAUGUGAAUUUUUUAAAUGAAGACUGAAAUGUAAAUGUGAUGGAAAAAUAAAGAAGCACACACUUGAAUGUUA